This is a messenger RNA of Colletotrichum tamarilloi, 804 nucleotides long. RefSeq lists its product as uncharacterized. The transcript is spliced from 2 exons. Lineage: Eukaryota; Fungi; Ascomycota; Sordariomycetes; Glomerellales; Glomerellaceae. The record is from RefSeq and is a predicted model, not a curated record. Bases 1 to 804 code for a protein of 267 amino acids.
AUGCCUCCAGUCACCCUUCUCACCACGCCCGGGGCACGCAACCUCAAUCACAAGGUUCUUGCCAAGAUUCCUGGGCUCCUGUUCCUCGAUAACGGCGACUUCCUUCUAGGCGAUGAGAUGUCAUGCGCCAUGUUGCUGGGAAAGACGAUGAAGAACGACCGCAAGCUCCCCAAGAACCCGAACGCCAUCAAGUUCUACAUUCACAGAAUCUCCAAGAGACUCUAUGGCCUCAUCCUGGAGGCGAAAAAUCAUCUCUUUGAGCUCAAGAAGGGAAACACCAGCCUCCGUCGCAUCCUCAACAAUCACCGCCAGCAGGAGUUCUGGACCUUUGUCUUUGGCCAGCUUCGAGUGAACCGCAGAUGGGACGUCUUCACUCCCCACGGCCCGCAGGUCGAGGCCCUCCUUGACCGCUUCUGCGACGCUCGCAGAGAUUAUCUCCUCGCCCGCGCUCCCAACGCCGCCGACGACGAGGCUGCUAAGAACCCCGCCGAAUUGGUCGGCUUGUUCUACGCCAUCCCCGAUGACUCCGACCUUCUGUUCGCUCCGUCCCCUCCAGGCCGGGCCCUCUCGCCUGUCGACGACGCCAUUGCCAGCGCCGUCACUGUCGACAAGAAAGAGUCCCCUGACACCACUGCCGAGGAGCAGGAGAGUGAAGAAGACGAUACUUCCCUUAACAGUUCUCUUGUGACGAUGCAGCUCUGGGCCAUCGUCCGGCCCAUCGUAAACAGGGAGAAGGAGAGACUUGGCCUUCGCACCUACGAACACAACGAGUUGGCCGAAUUCCUCCGCAUGAACACCAAGUAA